AUGCAAUACAUCUGUUCUGCUCGAAUGCAAAUGUACUAUUUUUCCCUGGCUCGCCCUAUUGUCGAAGCAUUCUCACAGUCGAAGGGCUUCUGCAACAUUUUGAUUGUUGGAGCUGGUGGUCUUGGUCUUUGGCUGCUCAAACUUGCGAAACACUUUCUUGUGGCGCAGCAUGACAGGAAGAUCCGGUUGAUGGUUGCUGAUGCAAAAGAGGAACGACUUUGUUUGGCUGAAAGAAAUGGAGCUGAUUUUGUUGUGCAUUGGGAUGAUUCUGAAUUCGAAGAAUAUCUGAUAAUGCGUACAAAAGAUGUAGCUCGAACAGGAGUGAAUGUUGUGUUUGAUUUUGUAACUUCUCCAAGAACAGUAACACGUUCUCUCAAAUGCCUUGCUGAGGGAGGUGUACUGUUUGUUGGCGGUCUUUCUGGUCUUGAUGUUCAACUUCCAAUCAAGCUUGUAGCAAAGAACAGAUUGGCGAUCAUGGGUGUUACGAGAGGAAGCAUGGAACAGCUGAAAAAUCUAGUCCAUCUGAUUGCUGGUGGCCAGAUUGAAGCACCUGAUUAUCGAGUUUAUCCAAUGAAUCAAGCUUCCCAGGUACUGAAGCAAUUAUCAAUGUCGGAAGUUGAAGGACGAGCCAUUUUGGAGGUUUGCGAUCCUGAGGCAGCUCUGGACCCUUCGAAGGCUGCAGCUGAUAAAGAAUGA
Molecule: messenger RNA, 696 nt
Organism: Strongylus vulgaris
Lineage: Eukaryota; Metazoa; Nematoda; Chromadorea; Rhabditida; Strongylidae
Source: the annotation of a GenBank genome assembly